AUGCUGGCAUGCACAGCAAGAGGGCCCGCAGGCGGAGUUGCACGUACGAGUUGGCUCAGCUUGUCCCCGGUAGCAACCAGCAGGAGGCUUCCUCCCGUUGGCCGAUCCCGCGACAUCUCGACAUCAUCGUCACAGUACUCAUCAUCGAAGGCUUCUUCAAGGGCUUACCGUUUCUGGACAUCCGACGAUCCGCUCAUCCGAGCCCUUCGUCGCCGCCAAGAGACGUACCGCCUUGCUAAAGCUCCGCAAGGUGCUCGUCAUAAGGCCGACCGACUGGAAGCCGUCCAACUAGCAAAGUCGGAAAUCCGCUGGAUCGUCGAGCACGUUCGAAAAUUCCAAGGCGCUGCUGCCCCAACAAAGACCAAAUCGACCCUGACCCGAGCUUCACGGCGAGAGCUCGUGUCCAUGACAGUGCUAAUGACCCGGCACAACGUCCCCAUCUCGUACCUGCUGGGCAGCGUGCCCUUUGGCUCGCUUUCGCAAGAGCUCACGGUGCGCCCGCCGAUCUUACUCCCGCGUCCAGAGACCGAGUACUGGGCGACUGAGGUGGUCAACGCGCUACUAGAGAAGCUGAGCCCGGCGCAGCUUGAAGAGGUGCGAGUCGUUGACCUUUGCACGGGGUCUGGGUGUAUCGUGCUGUUGAUCGCUGAUGCGCUUCGUGCCCGGGUGGGACAGGGGAAGAAAUGGAGGGUCAUAGCGUGCGAUCAGUCGGAGCUUGCGGUAGAAUUGGCGCGGGAGAACGCUGUUAAGCUCGGAUUCAGCGUCAACGAGCAUCAGUCGAACGUGCAUAUUGUCAAAGCGGACGUUUUCGACGAUGCAGCGAUGGACCAGUUGGCCAAGAUCGCAGGUGGACCCUUUCACCUGAUCGUCAGCAAUCCGCCGUACAUCCCGCGUCGUGAGUGGGAGAGCUUACCCUCGGAGGUCAAGCAGCAUGAGGAUCCGGCGGCGCUCAUUGGCGAGCGAGACAUCGCCUCCAUUGCAUCCCCUGCCGCACAAAGGUCGAGCAGCGACGCGCGGCAGAGCUACCUUGACCGACACGGCCUAGCCUUCCACCAGCGUCUCGCCGAGCUUCUCUACCGCGCCACGUUUUCAAUUCACCUACCACAACUACCUCGACUUGUGGCAGAGUACGGCAAAGGCCAGCAAAAGCUGGUGGAGCGAUUGUUGUGCUGGAUCCACUGCUGGCAGGGCUGA
This is a messenger RNA of Sporisorium graminicola, 1194 nucleotides long. RefSeq lists its product as uncharacterized. The transcript has 2 exons. Gene Ontology annotation, molecular function: protein methyltransferase activity; nucleic acid binding. Bases 1 to 1194 code for a protein of 397 amino acids. Gene Ontology annotation, cellular component: mitochondrion. The record is from RefSeq and is a predicted model, not a curated record. Gene Ontology annotation, biological process: protein methylation. Lineage: Eukaryota; Fungi; Basidiomycota; Ustilaginomycetes; Ustilaginales; Ustilaginaceae.